AUGUCAACAACAGAGAACACAACAACAGUUAUAGUUCAUGAAGCUAUAAAUGAAGAAUAUGAGUGGGUUCAGUUUAACAAACAACUCCGUCUCAUUUGUUCGGUCAAAGACGAUAUGUACCAAAUGCAAAGUAUUUUGACAGCAUGUUUUGCUCCAGAUACUAAGAAACCACAAGACUGGUUUAGGAACCAAAGCACACAAGAACUUUUGAGCGAAGCACAGCGAGACAUACUUUUUUCUGAAAACAGUGAAGAACAGCGAGUAAGUAAAAAACCCCAGUCGCCAAAACUCUAUGAAAAUCGUGAAAAAUUGCCAAAUGGUUUGAGAGGAUAUUAUGUACAUAGACUUCUUGUAAAUGCUGUUGCAAUGUGGGCUUCGCCUCGUUAUGCUUGGUAUAUUUACAGACUUCUUGACGAAAUUCAUAGACAAGAACGUGAAGAGAUGGAAAACAAGCUUGAAGCAAAAGACAAAAGCAUUCAGAAAAGAAUACCACGUUCGGUACCAAAAGGAAAGGAAAAGAACUAUAAGUAUAUGAUUUAUACUGAAGAGUUGGAAAAUGAAGAAGAUAAAGAUAUGGUUAUGUUGCAUUUAGUCAGAAGAAACAACAAAAGCUUUUACGACCUUGCUAAGAUUUACAAAUCUGACAGAAAUUGGUUCUAUCGCGAAAACUUACCGAUUUCAAUGACCCCAAAUGAAGAUGUGAAACAAAUAGUUCAAGAUACGUUACCUCAAACACACUAUGAUAUGAAAGGUUGUACAAUACUUACCUUCAAAGAAGACUUACCGCUACUGAAAGAAAAAAUAACAGAGUAUUUUGACAACUUCAAACAAGUAGGGUAG
Messenger RNA from Trichomonas vaginalis G3, 840 nucleotides. RefSeq names its product KilA, N-terminal/APSES-type HTH, DNA-binding family. Bases 1 to 840 code for a protein of 279 amino acids. The record is from RefSeq and is a predicted model, not a curated record. NCBI's taxonomy places the organism in Eukaryota, Parabasalia, Trichomonadida, Trichomonadidae. The transcript has a single exon.